This is a messenger RNA of Fragaria vesca subsp. vesca, 1185 nucleotides long. RefSeq names its product MADS-box transcription factor 6-like. Bases 214 to 951 code for a protein of 245 amino acids. Gene Ontology annotation, cellular component: nucleus. The record is from RefSeq and is a predicted model, not a curated record. NCBI's taxonomy places the organism in Eukaryota, Viridiplantae, Streptophyta, Magnoliopsida, Rosales, Rosaceae. Gene Ontology annotation, biological process: positive regulation of transcription by RNA polymerase II. The transcript is spliced from 8 exons. Gene Ontology annotation, molecular function: DNA-binding transcription factor activity, RNA polymerase II-specific; protein dimerization activity; RNA polymerase II cis-regulatory region sequence-specific DNA binding.
AUAACAACACACUGUGAACUCCCACUUCUCACAGAGACAAAAGCCCAUUUCACCAGCUUCGCCAUUUUUGUGUAACCCCCAAGAAAAGAGGAAUACAGAUCAUCCUCAUAAUAAUAUUAAGAAUAAUAAAGAAUAUAGACUUACAGAUAUAUAUAGAAGCUAAAAGAAGCAGAAGUAAAGGAAAAGUGGUGAAGAGUGGUGGUAUUGAUAAAAAUGGGGAGGGGAAGAGUGGAGCUCAAGAGAAUAGAGAACAAGAUCAACCGCCAAGUAACUUUUUCAAAGAGGAGAAAUGGUUUGCUCAAAAAAGCCUAUGAGCUCUCUGUGCUUUGUGAUGCUGAGGUUGCGCUUAUCAUCUUCUCUAGUCGAGGCAAGCUGUAUGAGUUUUCAAGUGCUGGUAUGACCCAAACCCUUGAGCGAUACCAACGAAGCAGCUAUACUCCUCAUGACAACCCCAUCAAACAGGAAACAGAGUGCUGGUAUGAAGAAGUCUCAAAACUGAGAGCUAAACAUGACUCACUUCUGCGCACUCAAAGGCAUUUGCUUGGGGAAGACCUUGGACCACUGAGUGUGAAGGAGUUGCAAAAUCUUGAAAAACAGCUUGAAGGAGCUCUUACACUAGCCAGACAAAGGAAGACACAGAUUAUGAUUGAACAAUUGGAGCACCUGCGCAAAAAGGAGCGACAGCUUGGAGACCUUAACCUGCAGCUUAGGGAUAAGCUUCAGAAGGAGGGAGAAAAUCUCAAAGCCAUUCAAGACUUCUGGAGCUCUAAUACUGUACAAGCUGGGAAUAACAACUUCUUGCAUUCUUCUCAAGCCGGUCACAUUGAUCCCCCACCCGAACCCAUCUUGCAAAUCGGGUACCAGCACUAUGUGGCUGCUGAAUCCGCAUAUGUUCCAAAGACCAUGGCCAUGGCUGCCGAGACCAACUUCAUCCAGGGAUGGGUGCUUUGAGCACACUAUAGCUAUAGCUAGUACUCUAGCUAGCUUUCAUUCAGUACUCUUCAAUAUAAAUAAACAAAAUACUUUAUUAUCAGGAUUUGCAACUAAGCUUAGCAUAUAAGAUGUUUUGUACUGGAAACUGCAUACUGAUGUCCAUCAUAUUUACAUACUCUUGAAAUUAUGGAUGACAAGACCGUGAUGUUUAAACUUGUUCUUCAGCACUUGCUCGAUCGAAUGCCAUUUCUG